AAUAAGUUUCGUCUUUCACGAUUCCUCAUCAACAGAAGAGAAAACACAAGUUUUUCAACUCGUUGGAAUCGUUCAUUUUCAGUGAGGUUUUACUGCUUCAGCUACUGAGUCGAAUCGCUCUUUCCUCUAUGUUUGUGUACUUGAGGUGCAUGUGGUUGAUAUUCCAUGGAAACAGUGAUUGCAAUUGAGGAUAAUGAUGAUGGGAAGCUUGAGGACAGUGGGGUUGAUAGAAGCAGUUCUGCUUUAUCUUCACCGAAGCAGAUUGCCAAUCCUGUUGUAUACAAGCUCGUUCGGGUUGAAGGUGAUGGGAGGUUAGUGCCUGCAACAGAUGAUGAAGUAAUGGAGGUGGAGGAUUUUCUUGAGUAUGAAAACAGUGAAAUGCGUGUUGUUGCAGACACAGGGCAGAGUUUGGAAUGCAUAUCGAUUGAAAGAUCAUCUUCUGGGAAGCUUCGAUUGGAAUGCUCAGAAGGCACUGCGGAUGCAGAUUUGGGGAAACUAAAUGCAAAAUUUCAGUACAUUGAGCAGAUGUUGCAAAAGGUCAAACACGAAGAGAAACUUCGCUUAACGUGUGGAUCUCCUAUUCAUUCUCCUGUAAAUAUAGACAGCCACUGUUCUGCUGAUAAAUUUCCUGUCAUGGAUGAGAAGGUUCAAUCUGAAACUCCCCACCAGGAAAUACCUUCUAUAGCAUCAAGUUUAAAUUAUACUCAUAGUAAUCAAUCUGGGAGUAUUGAUCAGUGUUCCAGACCUUCAGAUGGAGUGAUAGAAAGUGGAUCAUCUGCUUCUGCUGUCUACUCGACUUUGAUGCCUGAUUUUUCAAUGUUAGAAGGAGAAAUAUGCUUGGACAAGCUAUCAAUCAGAGAACUUCAUGAAUUGUUUAAGGUGACUUUUGGUCGGGAAACUACUGUGAAAGACAAGCAGUGGCUGAAAAGGAGGAUUGCCAUAAGUUUAACUAACUCAUGUGAUGUUUCAGCAACAACUUUCAUUGUUAAAGAUAACAAAAUAGUUAGAAAAUGUGAAGAAGACAGUUCUGGAAAUGUGAAUGCUGCACCUGUAAUCUCUAUUGAAAAUAUGGCUGAAGAUGAUGUCAACUAUAAGGAUUCAUCUGUAGUGGAGGGUUGUGGAAUUGAGGACAACCAAGUUGUUUCUGAAACAAGACUGAGAAAUCAUAACAUGGAACAUGAAUUGGGAGGUGAGGAUCAUCAAGCAGAACAAAGAGCUGCAAAAAGAAUACGGAAGCCCACAAAGAGAUAUAUUGAAGAACUCUCUGAAAGUGAAUCUAGAGAGCACAACCCUAGGUUGUUAAGUUCUAAUAGAAAUAUGGAACCUGGACAUGUUUCUCCAACUUCAUGCAUCAGGCCUGCUAGGAAUGCUUUUUCAGAGGUGAGAACAUUUAUCACCAGGUUAGAUUCUCUUGGAGGUUCUAGUGUCCAAAUUCCUUGUGUUUCUCGGAUUCGAAGAAGUCGUCCAAGGAAAAAUAUCAUGUCUCUUAAGAAAUUCCAUCCAACUGGCAUGGGUGAAACUGAGAAAUUCGGUAAUAAGGUCCUUGGAGAGCAUGGUUCUGAUGAUGGGAGUGAGAGUCCAGACAAAGUCUUGAAGCCAAGAUCCACGCCUGGAAAGUUUUAUCGGCCAUCUUCUUCUGAACCUGGAAAAGAGAAGCAGUGUCAGGUAAAAGGCACGAUCGAGCAACGUCAGGAAUUGAGGCCAAAAAAGGCAGAUCCAUCUAAUCAUACUUCAGGUGAACAUAUAGUUAAAGUUCCCACUGCUAAAGGUGGAAUGAGGAGGAAACAUCAUCGAGCAUGGACUCUUGUUGAGGUAAUGAAAUUAGUUGAAGGCGUGUCACGGUGUGGAGCAGGGCGGUGGUCUGAGAUCAAACGACUCUCCUUUUCAUCAUACUCAUAUCGUACCUCUGUUGAUCUUAAGGACAAGUGGAGGAAUUUGCUUAAAGCUAGCUUUGCACAGACACCUGCAGAUGAGGGGAUAAAUUCGCGGAAGCAUGGUACAGCUCCCAUUCCUGAGGCAAUUUUAGUACGUGUAAGAGAGCUUGCAGAGAUGAAUUCUCAGGUACCUCCAAAUUUCAGCUCAAGCAAGUUAACUGCUGGUGCAGGAAGUGUGCAUGAAGAUAGAUCAGGGUACUUGUAGUAAUGUAAAUAUUACGAAAUUACUUAUCAAGCUAUAAACAUAAAACAAAAAACGAAAAAAAAACUAACUUCUGCACUUAAAUCAAUCCUUUGUUGGAUGAAUAGAGUAGAUGCAAUCUUGUAGGCAAUUGGGAGAUUGAUCGAGUGUUUAAUGCACUGAUUAGUUUAAUAGAUUCAUGUCAGUUCUUCAUUAUGGCUGUUUUUGAUCGUUGUAAAUUUUGUCUUAUAUUAAUGUACUCUUAUGUAAGUUAGAAUCAUAUACUUUACUAGUAGU
Gastrolobium bilobum is the source of this 2412-nucleotide messenger RNA. RefSeq lists its product as uncharacterized. The transcript is spliced from 9 exons. Bases 166 to 2139 code for a protein of 657 amino acids. The record is from RefSeq and is a predicted model, not a curated record. NCBI's taxonomy places the organism in Eukaryota, Viridiplantae, Streptophyta, Magnoliopsida, Fabales, Fabaceae.